GAAAAUUUCAUUGAACUUUGUGUUUUGGAGCAGCAUCUACAUAAAUUUUACCGGUCAUUGACAAAACCGCUUUUUAUUAAAGACAAAUAAUAUUUAACAUUAAAUAAAAUGGCAAAACAUCAUCCCGAUUUAAUAUUCUGUCGUAAACAGCCGGGUGUUGCCAUUGGACGUUUAUGCGAGAAAUGUGAUGGAAAAUGCGUGAUAUGCGAUUCCUAUGUGAGACCAUGUACAUUAGUUCGGAUAUGUGACGAAUGUAAUUAUGGCUCGUACCAAGGCAGAUGUGUCAUUUGUGGAGGACCCGGCGUUUCCGAUGCCUAUUAUUGUAAGGAAUGUACCACACAGGAAAAAGAUCGAGACGGAUGCCCUAAAAUUGUUAAUCUUGGAAGCUCUAAGACAGAUCUUUUCUAUGAGCGGAAAAAAUACGGGUUUAAACAGAACUACUAGUACCUUGUGUUGGAUAUAAAAUAUUAAUAAGACUUUUUGUACAAUUAAAAGAGAUAUUUUAUUU
Molecule: messenger RNA, 508 nt
Organism: Musca domestica (house fly)
Lineage: Eukaryota; Metazoa; Arthropoda; Insecta; Diptera; Muscidae
Gene: Phf5a
Product: PHD finger-like domain-containing protein 5A
Exons: 4
Coding region: 109-444 (111 amino acids)
Biological process (GO): mRNA splicing, via spliceosome
Cellular component (GO): U2 snRNP; precatalytic spliceosome; U12-type spliceosomal complex
Source: RefSeq, a predicted model, not a curated record